Molecule: messenger RNA, 960 nt
Organism: Gregarina niphandrodes
Lineage: Eukaryota; Apicomplexa; Conoidasida; Eugregarinorida; Gregarinidae
Exons: 1
Coding region: 1-960 (319 amino acids)
Source: RefSeq, a predicted model, not a curated record
AUGAGGAGUUAUAUCUCGUUCUCCAAACAGUCGUGGCAGGCCGAAACCCUGGCUGCUGCCCAGUUUGUGGCCACGGGGGAUGUGGUGACUUCAGACGAAGCUUACCAUCAUCUUUAUUCGCGGAGUGGCUCAGCCCCGGGCUUCGUCAGCCCUGGCGGUCUAGUUAACCCUGGCGGUCUAGUUAACCCUGGCGGCCUAAUUAGCCCUGGCGGCCUAGUCAGCUCUGGCGGCCUGGUCAACUACGGCGCGCAGGGUCUGGUCUCUCAACAGCAGCUGGCUCAGCCUCUGGUUCAGCCGUUGACUCAGCCACUGGCCCAGUCACUUGCUCAGCCACUGGCCCUUAGCCUCGUAGGUCAGCAGCCGCUGGUUCAGUCUGUCGCACAGCAGUUCGUGCCGACGAACGUUGCAUCCGGCUCCGUAGUCUCUGGGGUCCAGUCGUUGACAGGGGUUGGUCAGCAGCCGUUUGUGGUUCCGCAGCCGUUUGUGGUCCAGCAGCCGCUUGUGGUCCAGCAACCCUAUGUUCAGCAAAUGCCGUAUGUUCAGCAGAUGCCCUAUGUAGUUCAGCAGACAGGCGUCGUAGCGCCUCAGCCCGUAGGACUAGUCGGUCAGCAAGGACUAGUCAGUCAGCAAGUGCGGACCCGCCAGUUGGCAUUGCCGCAGCAAAGAGCAGUCUUAAGUCUGCCUGAAGGACACGUCGAAACCGAGGAGAAAGCUCUAGAGAUGGAAGUACGACAGUACCUGCCUGUAAAGCACGUCCAGCAGAGCUGGUACGAGAUACUCGGUCGGCGCGCCACGGCGGAGCAGCUCGCGGAACUCGGGGCCGUGGGCUUCAAACCCGUGGAGGUCCGGAACGCUCAACAGGAACCCUCCGCCACAACGCAGGCGUCCGAGGCCGUCGACAAUACACAAGUUCCCUUCGACCUGGACGCUCCCGUCAUUACGGCCGAUGCUACCUUCUAG